UUUGUUUACGACAGAGUGUCAUAAUGGCGCACUGAAUGUAGGGAAUUGUAGUCGCGUUUGCCCGCGUGACACGUGUUCUUCACAGGAAGUGGGGAGGAAGGCCAUAUCCGGGAGGCUGCACGUGAAGUUCGGCUGUCGGUGUUCCAUUGAAGUUAACCAUGUUACACCAUGAAGAUGAGAGUUCACCAGAAUCAGAUUCUGACUUUGAUGCAUCAGAGUUGACAGAUAAAGAGUUGCAGGAAGCAUUUUCUCAGGGGAAACUUAAGCCCGGAUUAAAUGUGGUCUUAGAAGGAAAGAAGAAACCCUUCAAUGAUGCGUCUGGCCUUAAGCAGAGUCUGAAGGAUCUCAAGAAUGAGUUGCCCUGGGUGGAGCGUUUGGAUGUUACUGUUGAUCCUGUAGCUGAUACAACUGGACAGAAUGGGCAGACAGAUCCAAAUACAUCAGACAUUAAUGCAGAGGAUGAUUUUCAGCGAGAGAUGUGCUUUUACCGUCAAGCCCAGGCUGCUGUAUUGUAUUCUCUGCCUCGUCUUCGUAAGUUAAAGGUGGCAACCAAGCGACCAGAUGAUUACUUUGCAGAGAUGGCAAAGACUGACCAACACAUGCAGAAGAUUCGCCAUAAACUCCAGUUAAAACAAGCUUCAAUGGAGAAAUCGGAGAAGGCAAAACAAUUGAGGGCUUUGAGGAAAUAUGGUAAAAAGGUGCAAGUUGAAGUAUUGCAGAAGAGACAGAAAGAGAAAUCAGCCAUGAUGACACAAAUUAAAAAAUACCAAAAAGGUCUUUCAGAUAAAUUGGAUUUUCUGGAAGGAGACCAGACUCUGAAAAAGACUCAGAACAAGACUGGUGGAUCUGCUGCCGCCCAGAAGGCUAAAAAUACGCCAAGUGCAAAGCGCCGUUACAAAGAUCAGAAGUUUGGCUUUGGAGGAAAAAAGAAAGGCUCAAAGAGAAACACAAAAGAAAGUUACAAUGAUGUAUCUGGUUUCCGUGGUAGCGUGGCCCAUGGAAAGGGACCACACCGACCUGGGAAGAAGGGUGGCAAAAAUGCUAAUAAAAGACCAGGUAAAAAUGUAAGACAGAAAAUGAAGAGCAAACGCAGAUAAAAUGAAGAAAGAACAAUGAAAUGGUGACUUUCUCUCUCAUCCGAUCACCUCUGAGUCCACACUAGCAGCAAAUUGCUUUCUACCUAGAGACUGCACAGACAUCCAACAAAGCCAUUCUCGUAUGGAAAUUUGGAGAGAGACAGAUGUAAACUUUGUAUUUGUUUUUAAUUCUAGCUUCCAUGAUGCUGAAAUAUUGGCAUUAAACAUGGCUAGGUUUUCUGUGCCAAGGUUUUUGAAAAAAAUCAAAGUGCAACAAUAAAAAAUGCACACUGUUAAUGUACUUUAUUGCAGUCAAUCACAUAGUCUGAAUUACAGAGCAGCACAUCCUAGUCAAUGCAACAGCUGGACUGCACAAUAUUACUUGUAGGGAAACUCAUCUUCAGCCUCUCUGUGUCUGAACUCCUUCCUCUACUGAAUAUUUUCGCUCUGUUCUUUAAGACGCCAUGCUGUCUCCAUGUACUUUGUGAUUUCUGUUUUCUCCCGAAAGAAAUGCAAGCGUCUAUCUGUCCGAUCACUGGUUAUCUGGAGAAAAGCAAAUCUCAUUGAAUAUUAAACUUAUUUCUUAUUCCUACUAAUGCUGGACACAGGGGUCGUCUUCUCUUCAUAUUCCAGGUUCAUUCAAACAGCUGCCUGGUUUCUCUAGUUAAUUGAUUCUGAGCAGCUGGACAGUUGUUAAACAAAAUGCUUAAUUCAAAGAGCACAAACAAAAUAAAGACCAGUUGUAAUUUG
This is a messenger RNA of Xenopus laevis (African clawed frog), 1826 nucleotides long. RefSeq names its product EBNA1 binding protein 2 L homeolog (gene ebna1bp2.L). The coding region runs from base 159 to 1097 and encodes 312 amino acids. The record is from RefSeq and is a predicted model, not a curated record. The transcript has 10 exons. Gene Ontology annotation, cellular component: nuclear periphery; nucleolus; preribosome, large subunit precursor. Gene Ontology annotation, biological process: ribosomal large subunit biogenesis; rRNA processing. Lineage: Eukaryota; Metazoa; Chordata; Amphibia; Anura; Pipidae.